This is a messenger RNA of Gasterosteus aculeatus aculeatus (three-spined stickleback), 2215 nucleotides long. Its product is annotated as zinc finger Y-chromosomal protein. Lineage: Eukaryota; Metazoa; Chordata; Actinopteri; Perciformes; Gasterosteidae. The record is from RefSeq and is a predicted model, not a curated record.
GAGAAGAAGAAGAGAAGCGGCUCUGUUUCCGGUUUCGGGCGUCGUGUCGGAUGUGUUUUGGUGUCACAGUUUAAUCUGUUGUUAGUUUGAAACACUUCCCGAAGGCGAGACGCUGCUGCGCACUAAUCGCUGACCGACCAGCUCGCAGAGAUGUCGUCAGGACUCCUGCCGCCUCCUGGGGGAGGAGAACAUCUUUGUGUCUUCCUCCUCAGAGACGACGACGAAGAGGAGGAGAGGAGGAGGAGGAGGAGGGAAGUGGGGUGUCAGUGGGAGAGUCCUGAGGAGGAGAGGAAGGAGGUGGGAUGUCAGAGUGAAUCAGCAGAGAGGAGAGACGCUGCUGUUCAGGUGGACCUGCUGAACCAGCAGCUCAGCUGGAGUCAGACAGGUUCGUCGUCAAUGCUGCUGCAGUGGUUUGCUGUGAGACCUGAUGGACCAGACGGUGGCGCUCUGCUCCAGCACUGCACCAGAACCAUCAAACCCCCUCGGGCCAGGUCCCAGAGAGACCUCAGAGCUCAAACACCGCCAAAAAAGGUCGUGGUACACGCCGCUACCGCCGCGUGUCACCUGUUAAUGACAUCCAAAGGGAGGAGGAGGAGGAGGAGGAGGAGGAGGAGGAGGAGGAGGAGGAGGAGGAGGAAGAAGAAGAAGAAGAAGACAGAGGUGACCCCACCUGGAAUCCACCGGAGGGAGUUGUGAACUCUCACCCGUCUGCUCCGGCCCGGGAGGAGAUCCGGCUGGACUCCCAUGAUGCACCUGUGUGCUCGGUGAAGCUGGAGGCCGACAGCACCGUGUGUGACGUCUGUGGUAAAGUGAUGAAGAACAAGUCGAGUCUGGCCCGACACUCCUUCAUCCACACAGGCAGGAAGCCCUUCUCCUGCCACCUGUGUGACCUCCGCUUCAACCGCAGAGACAACCUGCAGCACCACCUCACCCGCCUCCAUCCGAAUGGCGUUGCCCGCCGUGAGAAGCAGCGAGCGGUCCAGUCCUGGCUGUGCGCUGCCUGCGGGAAGACCUUCAGCUGCAGGUCCCGCCUGAAGACACAUGAGGUCAUCCAUUCAGGGGUCAAACCCCACCGCUGUGACCUCUGUCCCAAGGCUUACAUGCGCACUAAUGACCUUGAGCACCACAAGAAGGUCGCACACGUUCGCGGCGCCGCCGAGUCCACGCCACCCAGCUCGCUGCUUUGCGACCUCUGCGGCAAAGAGUUCAAGUGCCGCUCGCAGCUGGCGGUCCACUUCCAGACGCACACCGGGGAGCGGCCGCACCUCUGCGACAUCUGUGGCCGCAAGUUCGGCCGUCAGUACCAGCUGAAACGCCACAAGGCCCUGGUGCACGCCAAACAGUCCGAGGGCGAUGAGGCCCCGCCCCCUGAUGGGGUCUUGGCCUGCAGCGUGUGUGGGAAGCGUCUGAAGUCCGAGGCACUCCUCGCGGCUCAUGCCCGCAUCCACUCGGGCAACAAGCCCCACCGCUGCGGCAUCUGUCUGCGCGCCUUCCAGCGCGCCACCUGCCUGAAACAGCACCACCUACGCAUCCACCUGCGGGUCAAAGUCCACAAUUCGCCGCUCGAUGCCGGGCGCCAGAGGAGCGUGGCGCCCACCCGGGCCUUCUCCUGUCCAAUCUGCGGCAAGCCUUUUAAGUUCAAGUCCCUGCUGGCGAGCCACUCGCUGAUCCACAGCGAUGACCGACCCUACGGCUGCGACUUCUGCAGCCGCAGCUUCCGCCGCCUCAGCCACCUGAAGAGGCACCGCGAGGUGGUGCACGCCAACGGGGAGCGCCCACCCCAGACCUUUGUUUGCCACAUCUGUGGCAAAGACAAGAAGUGCCGCUCGCAGCUGGCCAGACACGUGAUCAUCCACAGCGGGGAGCGGCCCUUUGCCUGCGACCUCUGCGCCGCGCGCUUCAACCGCAGCGGCAACCUACAGCAGCACAGGAAGCGCAUGCACGGAGUGGGGGCGGUACCUGCUGUGGAGGCCCCACCCAUCCUGUUUGAGGAUGACAUGACACCCGCGCUGACUUACAAACAGGAGGAGACGGUGGUGGCUGUAGACGACACGGAGGUCGUUACCUUUGACCCCUCAGUCUGAAGAUGCAGACAGACGCAUGUAGGCGGUCUGGCAGAACCGUAAUAGAACCUCCCGAAGAACCUUAGACGGAGACACUUUCUGUUAAUCAUCAAUUCUGUUCUUUCUUUUUAAUAAAGGUGAUUGAUCUGAGA